Schizosaccharomyces cryophilus OY26 is the source of this 4496-nucleotide messenger RNA. RefSeq names its product helicase SWR1. Lineage: Eukaryota; Fungi; Ascomycota; Schizosaccharomycetes; Schizosaccharomycetales; Schizosaccharomycetaceae. The record is from RefSeq and is a predicted model, not a curated record. Gene Ontology annotation, molecular function: chromatin binding; ATP binding; ATP-dependent chromatin remodeler activity. The transcript has a single exon. Gene Ontology annotation, cellular component: nucleus. The coding region runs from base 83 to 3811 and encodes 1242 amino acids.
CAAAAAUCUCAAACAAAAAACCAACCGUAGAUUUCCUGUAUUUUGUCUGUUACAAAAGACUUCAUGUAACUAAAUAGAAUAGAUGCUUCCAGAUUAUUUAUCGGACAACAGAAAACGAAAAUUCGAGGAGAAUCAGACUCCUUCUGGUGAAGUUGCAUCAUCCGGUGGAGGAUUCAAUACUCCUUAUGCUAAUACAUCGUCAUCUUCACCGGUAAGCUCUUCUCAGUAUCCUUAUGUUUCUGGAGUGAAUCCUUCGACUGUUCCCCAGUCUCCUUAUGUACCUACUGCUGCAAAUAGUCAGUUCCAGAAUCCUAACUUUGGUCACCAAUAUUAUUCGUAUGCAUCUUCCAAUCCAUCGUUGCUUAGUGAUCCGACCCCGAGCUUAAAUAGCUCUUACAUGAUGCCAAACACUCAGAAUUAUCCUUAUGGGUUUGCGCCGUCUGCACCUUCAACUGCUGCUUACAUGGGUGGUAUUCCUCCACAACCUGUUUCACCCUACCCAACCAACUCUUCUUACAAUCUAGGAUCAAACUCUUCUCCGCUUACUGGAAUUUCUCCUGGAAUGACCAAUGCUCCUUCCCGAUUCCCCAGUAUCCAGUCUUUGCAGCAGCAACCUGCAUAUCCCAAUUACAAUUCACAGUAUCAUGGCAAUAACAAUUUCAUGGGAAAUGUUCCCGCUUUGUCUAAUGUCAGUUCUGGAGGAUUGUUGAAUUCAUCGAAUCCAGUUGCGCCGGCCGUCGAUAACUCUACCCUUUACAAUUCUUCUGCCUCGGCUACUCCCGCAGCAAACAUGCUUCCUAGCUAUACCCGCUCAAAGUCUCGGUCCGUUAGUCAUCCUAGAUCAUCAUCCGUUCAACAUACUUCUGCUACCCCUCCUGAGAAUAUACCUUCCCUUUCAUCUCCCAUGACGGCCGACGCUUCUAUAAAGGAUCCAAGAAAAAAUCCCAAUCAUGCUAUGCUCUGUGUUCAAUGGAUCCGUUCUUUCAUUCCUCAGGCCGACAUAGGAACUACGAUCAAUGCUCUUGCACAAAAUAAUUGGGAAGAAAUAGCCGCUUUGUCUGUAUUGUCCCGUCAAUACUUGAAUUAUGAUGUAUCAGCUCAGUUACAACAGCAUCAGGCUUUCACUCAUGGCCUCCCUGAUCUUUCCAGUUUUAUUCCAAAUUUUGAGACUUCAAAUCGUACUGUGCAUUCCCAAAAACGUUCUAUACGUGAUAAGUAUACCCAACCUUCAACAGGAUAUCCCAUGGCGCCUGCCGAAGAAACCACACCAAUUCCCUCGUACUCCCGAAAACCUGCAAAGAAACCCGUUGAAGAGGAUGAAUUUUAUGAUUCCGGCGAAGAAUCAGAUGUAGUUGUCCAAAGAGACACUUCAGCUUUGGAGCGAACUGUUCUCAAUUUCAUCAAUGCUAGUUCUGCUAAGGAAAUCUCGGAUACUGCCAGCUGCCCACUUGCUCACUCUAAGUUGCUUCUGGAACAUCGUCCCUUCAAUAAUCUUGCCGAAGCUUGUGCCAUUAAACAUCCUGAUGAUGUUCCUAGUAAACCUGGUAGGAGAGGCCGAAGAAGACCAAAAAUCCCUAUGGGUCAAAAAAUUGUCAAUGUCUGCAUGGAAACCAUGGAAGGUUACUAUGCUAUUGACAACCUUAUCGCCCGUUGUGAAGAUUUAGGUAAGCGUAUAUCAGAUGGUAUGGCUUCCUGGGGUAUAAAAUUGAAAGAAGCUUAUGGUGAAUUGAACAUCGUUGAUAUGGAUUCACUACAUAAUGCCUCUUUUAAUGCCUCGAACUAUCCUGGCUUUAUCACCGAACAACCUGCUAGCCUUGCUCCUGAUGUUAAGCUAAAGAGCUACCAAAUGAUUGGUGUUAAUUGGAUGAACUUACUGUAUAGAUUGGGUCUUUCUGGUAUUUUAGCCGAUGAAAUGGGUUUAGGCAAGACCUGUCAGGUUGUUGCCUUUUUUGCUCUGCUUCUUGAACAAGGCCGUACAGGUCCUCAUCUUGUUGUAGUUCCUUCUUCUACUCUCGAAAAUUGGUUACGUGAGCUUGCUCGCUUCUGUCCCCGUCUCCGUGUAGAACCAUACUAUGGAAGCCAACAGGAACGCGCUGAUAUUCGAGAAGCUAUAGAAGAAAAUAAUGUAGCAUAUGACAUUUUGGUUACUACAUACCAACUAGCCACCAGCAGUAAAGAGGAUCGCUCAUUCCUUAAGCAUCAAAACUUUGAUGUUUGCGUUUAUGACGAAGGCCACUAUUUGAAGAAUCGAAUGUCAGAGCGAUAUAAAAAUUUGAUGAAUCUGACUGCUAACUUUCGAUUACUAUUAACCGGUACUCCUCUGCAAAAUAAUCUUAAAGAAUUAGUAUCGUUGCUAGCUUUCAUCCUUCCGAACGUGUUUGAUAGCGACAUGGAGGACUUGGAUGUCAUUUUUAAAGCAAAGCCUACUGCCGACGCUGACAUCGAGCAAGCUCUUUUAUCGAAACAGAGAAUCAGUAGAGCCAAAACAAUGAUGACGCCUUUCGUACUGCGUCGACGUAAAGCUCAAGUUUUAGGUGACUUACCUCAGAAGAGUCAUCACAUUGAAUAUUGCGAUAUGUCCGCCGAACAAGAAACCAUCUAUAAUCGGUAUGCAGCUGUGCAAAAAUCUCAACAACUAAAGCGUGAGGAUAAACGACCUAAGAGAGUAAAGAAAGACGAAGGAAACGAGGAAAAUGGCAAGCCAGCAUCGGUUGGACACACGCUUAUGCAAUUGCGAAAGGCCGCCAAUCAUGCUUUACUCUUCCGAGAACAUUACGAUACGAACACUUUGCGUAAGAUGGCUAAAGAUAUCAUGAAGGAAGAACAGUACAAAAAUGCUAAUGAGCAAUACAUCUUUGAAGAUAUGGAAAUUAUGUCUGACUUUGAACUUCAUCGUCUGUGCCGCAAUUUCCCCACAUUGCAAUCGUAUAUGCUGAAAGAGGAGCCUUGGAUGGAUUCAGGUAAAAUCCUAAAGCUGAAAAAAAUGAUUCCUGAAAUGAAACAGAAAGGUGAUCGUAUACUUCUCUUUAGCCAGUUUACUCAAAUGCUCGAUAUUCUAGAGCAAGUUUUGGAUUCUUUAAAAAUUUCUUAUGUUCGUUUGGAUGGAUCUACUCAAGUAGAAACUCGUCAAGACAUUAUUGAUCAGUUCCAUAAAGAACCUGAUGUGACGGUAUUUUUGUUAUCUACAAGAGCUGGUGGAUUCGGUAUUAACCUAGCUUGCGCGAACGUGGUGAUUCUAUAUGAUUGUUCUUAUAAUCCUUUUGAUGACCUGCAAGCUGAAGACCGGGCUCACCGUGUGGGCCAGAUGCGCGACGUGAGAGUUAUAAGGUUGAUUACGAAAAAAACUGUUGAAGAAUAUAUUCAAAGACUUGCAAACACCAAGUUAGCCUUAGAUAUGAGUCUUAGCUCCGAUGGUAAAGAUCGAGAAGAACUCGGAGAGCGUCUGGUUCAAGAUAUGCUCGACGAAGAAAAUCCAGAUGACGGAGACAAGAAAACUGAUAAUACUAAAACAAAUCUACCUAAGGAAGAGCCUAAGGAAGGAUCAGAAAGCCUUAAACCAGAAACGACUCCAGACAAGGCUGAAUCAGAAAUCGCGAAACAAGAAGAAGCUACAGCUGAUGUAAAAAAAACCGAGGGCGAUGCUACUUCAACCGAUCCGUCGAAUGACAGUGAGGCAGCACAGUCCCUCAAUGUGAAAGAAGAAGACAAAGAAAGUGAUGAUACUGCAUCUUUAGCAACUUCAGAGGAGAAACCAUCGGCAGCUGAUGUGCCUUUUCAGACACCUGAAGAUGAACAAUCGAAGACAGUUUGAGCAGCAUCUGUUAGAACAUUGCAAAAAAAUUGGUUUGUGUCGUUAUCUAAGCCUAUUGGGGAUACGAUUUAUCUUCAACACACAUUGUAUGCUUUAUUUGGGAUUUGAAUAAAAGAGUUUUAUCUUGAAUCCCCUUUUGGUUAUUAUGCGGGUCAUCAUUGCUGUUGUGCAACUUUCAGUACUCCUCAAAGGAUGGAUAGAAAAAUAAAAUAGGCGAGUCAUGUUAUAAUCAUUUAUAUUGAUUGGAUUUAUAAGGCCUUAUGGGAAUACCUUUCGUAAACUGGAGAAGACUGAAGGUAUUCGAUUGUUUUAAUAAGAAAGUCUUGUUUUCAGUCAGUCUUGCGAAAGAAUCGGACUCUGCCUUUUUGUUUUGCGUUCCUUCUUGAUUAAGGUCAAGUUACAGUGGAUAUAAAACUUACAAACUUAAAGGGUUUUUUGUGAUACUGGUUAGUUAUUUGGAGCUUUUUCCUGUAUAUUAAUUUAGAAGUGUAUAUGUAUAUAGAAAUAAUGAAAAUGGACUUGUCUUUUUCGGAUGCACUGAUAACUUUCUGAAAAUGAGGGAAAUAAUGUUGGAUUAUUUUGUUUGACUAAAAUAAUUGUAAAGUAAACUAAUGGUUGCUCUUUGCCUCUUAGUGAAUCUCAUUAUCCACAUUAUUCAAAGAUGUUUCUCUAAAAAGAAGUCGAC